Molecule: messenger RNA, 6221 nt
Organism: Pantherophis guttatus
Lineage: Eukaryota; Metazoa; Chordata; Lepidosauria; Squamata; Colubridae
Gene: NAB1
Product: NGFI-A binding protein 1
Biological process (GO): negative regulation of DNA-templated transcription
Cellular component (GO): nucleus
Molecular function (GO): transcription coregulator activity; transcription factor binding
Source: RefSeq, a predicted model, not a curated record
GGGGAGCAAGAACGGAAUCUCCCCAUGUGACGGCGCGGGAGGGGGCCGUGGAUGCGCAGGCAGAGGAGAAGGAAAGGAGGCGGCGGCGGCGGCGGUGGCGGCGGCAGCAGCGGUGGAGGAGGCGGAGGCUGCUGCUCCUGCUCCCGCCGCCGCCAGAGCGGCAGCCAUUCCCGCGCUUCGGGCUUGCGGGUCAGAGCGGAGCCUGAGAGGCGGCGGAAGCAGCACACCCACUGAUGGAAAGAGGAAAGCUUGGCCGCAGGCGAGGGGGACUUCGGCCGUAACUUCUGACCAGCAGCCUCUCCGGCUAACACAAGAGCCGGACGGUCAGGCGGAACAGUGGCGGCGGCUGCGAGGACGUCCUCCUGGAGACAAGGCAUUGGGUCCACAAUGGCCACAGCUUUGCCCAGAACCCUUGGUGAAUUGCAGCUUUAUCGCAUCCUGCAGAAAGCCAAUCUCUUGUUCUACUUUGAUGCCUUCAUUCAGCAGGGAGGGGAUGACGUUCAGCAAUUGUGUGAGGCAGGUGAAGAAGAGUUCCUUGAGAUCAUGGCCUUGGUUGGCAUGGCUAGCAAACCUCUUCAUGUCCGAAGGCUGCAGAAAGCUUUGAGAGACUGGGUCACAAAUCCAGGCCUUUUUAACCAGCCCCUCACUUCUUUACCGGUCAGUAGCAUUCCUAUAUAUAAACUACCGGAAGGAUCGCCAACUUGGCUGGGAAUAUCCUGCAAUAGUUAUGAACGGAAUAAUAGUACCCGGGAGCCUCAUGUGAAGAUUCCAAAAUGUGCUGCCACAACCUGUGUUCAGAGUGUGAGUCCUGGCAAAUCUGAUGGAGUGGGGAAUUUAGUGCCGCAAAACAGUAGUGAGCAGAGACUCUGGCAAGGACACCAUGGAACUGAGAGCGAGCACAGCCUUUCCCCUGCUGACAUUGGUUCUCCACCCUCACCAAAGGAUAACACAGAAGCUUUGGAUGCAGCUGCAGCUCUUUCAGUCACCGAGUGUGUGGAACGCAUGGUUUCCACUCUCCCCAAAAGUGACUUGAAUGAAGUGAAAGAAAUGCUGAAAAUCAAUAAAAAACUGGCUAAGAUGGUUGGUCAUAUCUUUGAAAUGAAUGAUGAGGACCCUCACAAAGAAGAAGAAAUUAGAAAAUACAGUGCAAUAUAUGGCAGGUUUGACUCGAAGAGAAAAGAUGGCAAACAUCUCACCCUUCAUGAGCUCACAGUAAAUGAAGCAGCUGCUCAGUUAUGUGUCAAGGAUAAUGCACUAUUAACCCGGAGGGAUGAACUCUUUGCUCUGGCACGGCAGAUUUCUCGAGAAGUUACAUACAAGUACACUUACCGGACCACCAAGUCUAAAUGUGGAGAAAGGGAUGAACUAUCACCAAAGAGAAUUAAGAUAGAGGUUGGCUUUCCUGAUUUCCAAGAUGCCAUCCAAAGUUUUUAUCAAGACGAUCCAGUGAAACUACAGCAAGCAUUGUCAAAAGGGAAGUGUGAAGACCUAGCAGCGCUUGGUUCCCAGCCUGAAAAGAUGAUGGCCAAACAAAUGGAGUUCCUUUGCAACCAAGCUGGCUUGGAAAGACGACUGUCUACAGGUCUUUACAGGCAAAGUUCAGAAGAAAGCAGUCCCAAUGGACUGACGCCAGACCCUCUGGAUGGACAAGGGGAAAGGCCUUUAAAUCUCCGUAUAUCAAGUCUAUCAAACAGACACCUGCCACACAUUUCAUUAGAUGGAGAAGCUCCUGGAGUGAAACCCCUUUGCAGUGAUCUGAGCCGACAAUAUGUUGGUAGUGAGGCAAAAUCACAAUUGCCAGAAGGUCUUGGUAUUUUGAAAGAUUUUCCUCACUCGGCUUUCAACAACUUUGAUCGGAAGGUCAUAAAAACCGAGCCAGAAGAUACAAGAUAGACCUUCUGCUGUUGGAAAAGAGUUCUUUCCAAAUAAAGCUUUGAAUGGAAAACAAAUCAAGCCUUAAUAACCAGCGUUGCCUCAUUGAAAAAAAGGGAUUUCAUAGCCAAAGCCUAAGAACUGGAAUAGUCGUAAGUGAGGAGCUGAGAGACAAGCGAAACUGCAGCACAAGCAGUGGGUGCAAACAUGAGAUAAGGGAUCUCUAAGUGGAAAAGGCUCACAAAGUAAUACUGUGGGGCCUUAUUAUUUAAGAAUGUAUUAUACGUUUGAGUAACGUAAUGUUUUUAAACAAGUGUCACAAUAUGUAUUAUGUCGAGUAAAGGUGGUUGCCAUUAUUUUUACUUGAAAUGUCAGUAUCUACUUUCAAUAGUUACAAGUUCAAUUUUUUUUAAAAAAAUCAACCUUUGGGUCAUGGGUAGAGAAAGGUGCGGGGAGGGAAUAUAGUGUAAAACACUUAAACCGCAGGUUCGACGUGUUUAUUUUUUAAAGUAAAAAAAAAAGCAAUUCCAUAAAAUGUUAUAGGAAUAUAGCAUUUAAAAGAGCUGACUGUAUUAUAACAGGCAUUUUUAUGCUCGGUGUGUAACAUUCUCAGAGAUUUCAGGAAUGUCUAUCUGUAACGUAUUUAUUUACACUGUAUGCUUGUCUGCUAUUUAGGGAGACGAAGAAACACAAUAUUGUUUCAUUCUAUAAAUUAAGCAGGGAAGGAAGAAAUAAGCAAACAAAAAAUCAUCCCAUGGAAAUUACUUGAGUAGACAUUCAGAUUAAGACUGGCAGAGCACUUCAAAUGUUGUCACCAGUUUUCGUACAUUCCUUAAUUUUUUUUUCUUUUUAAAAGUUGGAAUACUUCCAAUAAAUAUAAUGUCAGAAAAGCAACCCAAUAAAACUACAUGCCGUGCAAUAAUCAGUAAAAGAGGAAUAGUGCAUAGAUCAGUGAUGGCUAACCUUUUUCUGGACCAAGUGUUCAAAGUGCACAUGCGCGCAAAUGCAUGCACACGAACCCCCAAAAUGCAAUGCGUGAACGGUCUUCUGCACGCACCCUACACCCCCCAUGCAUGCGCAGCAGAGACCCAAAGACCAGCUGGGUGGCGGGAGGCGCGCAUGCAUGUGUGGCGAAACUGAACCUGGCCGACGGCUCGCACACCCACAGAGAGGGCACUGUGUGCCACCUCUGGCAUGCAUGCCAUAGGUUCGCCAUCACGGGGAUAGAUAUUCAACUAGUAGAAGAGGAUAUAGGAUCAACUUUACCAAUCCUGUUGAUUUCAUUCAUAUAUCAUAUCCUGCCUAUCACAAACAGAUAUAUUUUGUUUUGAAUGAAUGAAGAAUUGGGGUAAUUAUUUAUUUAAGGUGGGCUUCAUUUGUAUGAAUGAUGGUGCCCCAUUUGGUUUACAGUAAUGAAGAGACAUCCAUUUCUAUUCCAGGCUCCUGCACAUUAAAUAUGCUACCAGUAGGACAUCUGGAUUUGCAAAAGAAGAUCUCUCUAUUCAGGACACAUAAAUUCUGUAGUUAUAUUAAUGCAAUUAAAUAAGAUUUUGUUCAAUCAUCCCCAACUUAAUGUGUGAUAGCAGUCACAAUCCAGUAUUUCUGGGAGGCACGGAGUUGGAAAGAUUACUUAGGUUUAUAAAAAGCUGACUUUGCCUACAGUGGAUUUGUUAUGCAAAGGGGUGUUGAUGGUUGGUCAUGGAAGUGCCACAUAUUCUUGUUAAUCUUCCAAAUGCAAUAUUGCUCCUGAUAUGCGAAGAUUGUGAUCUACAUAUUAGCAAUUACAGAAUCAUUCCACAUACCAUUUUGAAGCUGUUAAUAUUGUGUGAGGUGAACCUUGUCAUUCUUCAAUUGGGCUCAAUGUAAAACAUGUUUUUGUAAUUAUCUACUUUGAUUUGUAGGGAAAGGCUUCAUGGUAGAAAAAUCAGCACACAUUCCUAUUUUGCAGCAAGAAAACUUUUUUUUUAAGCAAAUGUUUUUUGAAUUGCGUUGCACCAUUUGAUAACAAAAUAUAUUCCAAUAAGAAUGUGCAUUUAAUAGAUCAAAACACUACAUUUGACUUCAGAUGGCCAGUUUCAUCAUUGCGUGAAUUAAUAACAUUAAUAUAUGUCCAUGUUUCCAAAUGUACUCAAUAUUAGUGAUAUCACAAGGUAUAGCAGUAAUAACAGGAGAAAAAGCACAUGUAACUAUCAAUAGGACAUUUGUUCAAUAAAAGCCAAUAUAAUGUGAUGUAAUAGAGAACUUUCUUUAUAGUUGUAUUGACCUAAUGUAGUUAUGAUAUAAAAAAUGAGGUAUUUGCUUUUUUUAACAGUUGAGCAAAUCAUUUCAUGCCCCAAAUACAGAUUGUUUGCUUUGCGUUUUUUGUUUUUUUAAAAUUUGCAGUAUAUUGAAUAGAGCCAUGUUUAUUUCUAUGAAAGCAGGCCUAAGAAGCUUAAUAUGGUAACUGUGUUCACACAUUGUUUUACAUUAUUACAUGAUGUAAUAAAUAAAUAAGCAUUAUUGCUUAUUUACAGUAGUGGCCAAAAUUGUGGAAACCUUUUGGGAAAAGUGUAUUUUUGAGGUUUGAUGGUUAAUAACGCUACUUUUUUGGGGAGUAGUACCAUAAAAUUAUAUAUCAGUGGAAAGAUAAUUUAAUCAAGAAUGUAAUGCAACAAAGUUUGUUCAAUUAUCUGUAUUCUAUGAAAAGUUAUAGCCAAAUAACCAGAAAAAGGAAGCACAACUUGCUUAGGUUGAUAUCAGGUAGCUUUCCUUCAUCUGAUUGUAGCCAAUGAGCAUGAAUGUUUAGAGAGCCAAUCAGGUGUCAUCUUGUUUUGGCAAUGAGUCAAUCAGAUCACAGUAGGAUUCAGUUAUUGAUGUCAUGUAUUGAAACUGAGAGGAGGACAAUUGUCAGUGUGUUAUGUGAUUGCUAUCAAGUUGGUUGGAUUUUUUUGUGUUCUUUCAUUUAGUGAGCUUGUAAAAUGUAAUAAAAUUAAAGUAAUGAUGCAAAGAGUUGACUGGUCGCCCAGAAAGCGAUGUAAAACAGUAUUUUUAAGUUAACAAGGCUACAGUUAUAAAGAAAUUAGAAGAAAAAUUGGUGGAAACUUAACCAAAGAUGGCAUUUCUAAGUUUUUGAAAAGGUAUAAGGAGACUCAGUCACUAUAAAAUCACACUGGUAAAGGCAGGAAAAGGUGCACAACAGCAAGUCAUGAUAGAAGAAUUAAGAGACUGCCUAUGCGACAGAAGAAAAUAAUAUGGGUAUAUACAAGAUGAAAUGGCGCAAUGCAAUAUGAAGGCUAUUGCUUAACGCAUUGUAAGCCGCCCUGAAUCUCCAGAGAAGGGUGGCAUAUAAAUCAAAUUAAAAAAAAAAAAGUUGAGUGCAAGGACUGUUCGCACAGACUGCAGGAAUUUGACCUAAAAUUUAGAAUUCCACAAAAAAGCCACUUUUAUCUCUCAAACAAAAGUUUGAGCAUUACAUUCUUGAUUAAAUUAUCUUUCCAUUGAUAUAUAAUUUUAUGAUACUACUCCCCAAAAAAGUAGUGUUAUAACCAUCAAACCUUAAAAAUACACUUUUCCCAAAAGGUUUCCACAAUUUUGGCCACUACUGUAUGUCUUUGUAUGGUCUAUGAGAACAGCCAUUGUACUUUGUAACCGUAGAUAAAUGGCUAAGUGUGAUCUGUGAAACCAGACAUUUGUAGUUUAUUCAACCAAACAUAGCUAACAAUAUUGUGGAUUAGUGCAAUGUAGGAAUCCAACACUCAACUCUUUACUAUUUGAUGUAUACUAUUAUAGAAAUAAGAAUUUGAUUAAAAUACUCAGAACCCUCCACUCAAGUCUAUAAAGUCAGAAAGCACAUGGAAACCUGUUUGCAAGCUCACUUCCCUCAACCCCAAAUUUAUCUUCCAGGAAGAAGUGUGUGUUAUAAAUUCAACCUACACUUUUCUAAAUGCAUAUAUGAAAAGACUCUGAAUCAGCCUUCCCCAACCUAAUGCCUUCCAGAUGAGUCGGACUAAAGUUAUUUUUCCACCUGAACAAGCUGAUUGGAGGUGAUGAGAAUGAUAAUCCCGCCUUCUAGAAGCCACUUGAUUGUAUUUUUUUUCCCCAAAAAAACACUUUCACCCUUUGAAGCCAGUUGAUAGGUUCUUUGUAGAAAUUAAAAAUGAAGAGAUCAGUUGAUGGCAAUAGAGCCAAAUGUCUUGUUUUUAAACUUUUUGAUGGUGGUGGUGAUGGUCGUAGUGGUAAUGGUGUAGUAUUAAAGAGAUCUGGGGGAGUGGGGUAAAAGAAGUGUGAUCUAUGUUUGUCUGCAUUUGUAUUCUUGUUUUCUGAAUUUUUUUGUGCCUUGUUGAUUAUAAAAUAAAAAUUGCUUUGGUGAA